AAAAAUGCAGUCACUAACAGAUCAAGAAGAUCGCGAUGAAAAUCCUAGAAAAAAAGCCAAUAUAUUUUCUAUUAUAUUUUUUCUAUAUGCAAUACCAACAUAUCGUCUUGGUUUUAAAAAGGAAAUUGAUGAAUACGACAUAACAAAAACUUUGGAAUCACAAAAAUCGUCUUUUUUGGGCGACAAAUUGGCUAGAUUAUGGUCACUGGAAGUAAGAAGAGCACGAAAAAAAAAUAAAAAACCAAGCAUGGUCAAAGUAGUUUUAAAAUUCCUUAAAAAAGACCUUAUAAUCAUGGGAACUAUAACAUUUUUAAUGGAAACUAUUGUGAGAUUGUCACAGCCUUUUUGUGUUGGUUUGUACGUUAGAUAUUUUCUACAAACAUCACAUGAGAACGAUCCUAAUUCCCCAACAUACUUUGGAAGAUUUUUUAACUAUUGGAGUCCGAAUCAAGGACCGAUUUCGGAUGGUGAGGCUGUAUUCUAUGCUAGCGGUGUUUUUGUUACCAACAUUUUUGCUGUGAUAAUCACUCAUCCUGUCUACCUUUACACUUUGGAAAUGGGAAUGAAAUUGCGAGUAGCUUCUUGUUCUUUAAUAUACAGAAAGUCUUUACGCCUAUCGAUGGAGGCAGCUGCUCAUUCCGCUAAUGCUGUGAAUCUUAUGUCCAACGACGUGAUGAGAUUUGAUAACUGCUUUAUUUUUCUACAUUAUUUAUGGAUCGGACCUUUACAAGUGGCUUGUAUUAUUUAUUUUGCCUACAUGGAAAUACAAAUGGCUGCUUUUAUUGGAUUUGCAAUGCUUGCGGUUAUUUUACCAUUUCAAAGUUUUUUUGGUUAUUUAAUGGCAAGGUUAAGGUUUAUAAUAUCAGCAAAAACUGAUGAUAGAGUCAAGAAAAUGAACGAAAUUAUACAAUCGAUAGAAGUAAUUAAGAUGUACGCAUGGGAAUUUGCCUUUGCAGAAUUAAUUCGUAGAUUAAGAAAGCGAGAAGUAAGAGCACUAAUGAAAACUUCUAUUAUAAGAGGCAUGCUUAUGUCUUUUAUUAUGUUUACUGCUAGAACUGCUACAUAUUUGUCAGCUUGGGGAUAUGUUUAUGUUCUUGAUAAAAAAAUAACAGCUGAUAAAGUAUUUAUAAUUACUACAUACUACCAAAUUUUGCGUCAAACUAUUACUGUGAACUUUCCUCAAGGUAUAGGAGGGUUGGCUGAGUCUUUGGUUUCUAUCGAGCGUAUUAGACAAUACAUGCUUAUACCAGAAUCAGAAAAAGGCGAUCCAUCAAUAGUUGAUCCAGAUUUAAUAAACUUUCCAAAAGAAAAAAGAGAUUCCGUGGAAGUCGAGGAUCCAAAGAUUGAAAUAGACAGCGGCUACGCUAAAUACGGAGAAGUAAUUUGUUUAGAGGACAUAACUCUUACAAUGCUUCCUGGAAUAACUGUGAUAAUUGGGCCGGUUGGUUCAGGAAAAACAUGCAUUAUAAAUUUAGUUUUGAAUGAAUUAAUGCUUUAUAGUGGUAGCAUAUACGUUUCUGGUAAAGUUUCUUAUGCCUCACAAGUACCCUGGUUGUUUGCUGCUUCUGUAAGACAGAAUAUCGUUUUUGGAAAAGAAUUCGAAAAAUUUAAAUACUAUGAAGUAGUUAAAGCUUGCUCUUUGUUAAGAGAUUUUCAGCUUUUGCCAUACGGCGAUCAAACCAUAAUAGGAGAACGUGGUGUAUCUUUAAGUGGUGGUCAAAGAGCCAGAGUUAACCUAGCAAGAGCUGUAUACACAGAUGCAGACAUAUACUUAUUAGAUGACCCACUUUCAGCUGUAGAUACUCAAGUAGGACAAGCACUAGUUGACGAAUGUUUAAUGACAUAUCUUAAGGGAAAAGUUGUCGUACUUGUUACACACCAACUGCAAUACCUACAAUACGCCCAAAAUAUAAUAGUUAUGAAUGAAGGAUAUAUAGAAGGUCAGGGAACUUAUGAAGCUUUGCAAGUCAGUGGAAUAAGAUAUACUGAACAAAUGGCACAACCAACAGAAGAAGUAAAUGAAGAUGACCCACCCCAAAUGGCUUUAAAACGUAAAAGUGCAUCGGUCUCGGAUAUUAGAGGACUUAUGGCAAGAAGCUUACAUACUCUGGAGUCUGGUGUUGGGGGUGAUAAAGAAAGAAGUUUCAAGGAAGCGCCAAAGGCUGACGCCGAAGUACAUGGAACUGGAAAGUUAUCAUGCAUGCUGUAUUUACAAUAUUUUCAUGCUGGUGGAAGUUACCCUGCUGUUGCAUUAAUGUUUUUUAUGUUCCUGGCAGCUCAGUUUUUUGCAAGUUUUGGAGAUUGGAUCUUUGCCCAAUGGGUACUUCUUGAAGAAUAUACCUAUCAUUUGACAAAUGAAAAGGAACCAUUAUUCUCAUUUUAUACAUUGGAUAAGUUUACAGAAAUAUACUGGGGAAUCAUAGCAGGAACUUUUAUUGUCGUAAUUUUCAGAGCCAUGUGGUUCGUGGGAAUAUGUAUGAGGGCCUCUAUAAAACUGCAUGACCAAAUGUUUAAAAGUGUAGUACAUGCUAGCAUGAAUUUCUUUUAUACGAAUACUUCUGGUAGAAUACUAAACAGAUUUUCUAAAGAUAUGGGAUGUGUAGAUGAGUUUUUGUUGCUUGCUUUUCUGGAUACUUUUCAGAUAUUAUUAAACUUGGUCGGUGCUAUAUUUGUACUUUUAUUCAUUGAAUGGCUAUUAAUAAUACCAACUGUAGUAUUAGUCCUUUUAUUCGUAACAUUAAGAUGGGCAUACUUAAAAUGUAGCACAAGUAUAAAACGUUUAGAGGGAACAACCAGAAGCCCAGUUUUCGCCCAUUUAAAUGCCUCACUUCAAGGAUUGCCAACUAUAAGAUCAAAUAAGGCGGAACAAAUUUUAGUACAUGAGUUUGAUGAUUUACAAGACAUCCAUAGCAGCGUAUGGUUUAUGUUUCUUUAUACUUCUCGGAGUUUUGGCAUGUGGUUGGAUAUUUUAUGUACCAUAUAUAUUGGUGUUAUCACAUAUUCAUUUAUGCUAUUUAGCCACAACACGGGCAGUAUUGUUGGUUUGGCCAUCACCCAAUCAAUUGGCUUAAGCGGGCUCAUACAAUUGGGUAUGAGGCAGUCUGCCGAGCUUGAAAACCAAAUGACUGCUGUGGAAAGGGUUUAUGAAUAUAUUAAUAUUGAACAUGAACCAAGUUUAGAGUCGACAAAAAGCAAAAGGCCCGAUGAUGCUUGGCCUACGAGAGGUCAAGUAAACUUUGAGGAUGUUUCAAUGGCAUAUAAAAAAGGAGAACAUAACGUGCUAUCCAAUUUAACUAUGGAAAUUCGGCCUAAACAAAAAAUUGGAAUAGUGGGUAGAACAGGUGCAGGAAAAUCGUCUUUGAUAAAUACUUUAUUUCGAACUGUUAAUUUUGAGGGUACUCUGCUUAUUGAUGAGGUUGAUAUAUCAAAAAUUGGUUUGCAUGACCUUCGAAAAAAACUUUCUAUUAUACCUCAGGAACCGGUUAUUUUUUCUGGAACUUUACGAUAUAACCUGGAUCCUUUUGAAGAAUACAACGACGAAUCUAUCUACAAUGCAUUAGUAACAGUCGAAAUUAAGAAUGCAUUAGUAAAAGGAAUUGAUUGUUUAUGGGAUGAAAUGAGUGAACGAGGUGUUAACCUAAGUGUUGGACAACGUCAGUUGGUUUGUCUGGCAAGAGCUAUUUUAAGGCGGAAUAAAAUACUAAUAAUGGAUGAAGUAACUGCUAACAUAGAUCCACAAACUGACAAAUUUAUUCAGCACACUAUAAGAUCGAAGUUUUCAUACUGUACUGUUCUAACAAUUGCCCAUAGGCUACACACUAUUAUUGACUAUGAUAGGGUUUUGGUGAUAGACGCUGGUGUUUUAAUGGAGUACGAUCAUCCACAUAUUCUCCUUCAGAACGAAAACGGUUUUUUUUUCAACGUUAGUAAGGAAAACUGGACCACUAAUGACAGAAAAUUUAAAACAAAUAGCUGCCGAGAAUUAUAAAGAAAAAGAGCAAAGGAAACAGCAAGCAAGGUUUAAAGACGAGGAAAAUUUAGUUAAAAGCACUAAAUAUGAUAAUGAAAAUGAAGAAAAUCCUAAAGAUACCCCCGAUGAAAACCCCGAUGAAAACCCCGAUGAAAACCCCGAUGUAACCCCCGAUGAAAACCCCGAUGAAAACCCCGAUGAAAACUCCGAGGAAAACCCGGAAUAAAAUUUUAUCGAUAUCGAUAUUUAAGUUGCAAAAUAUUUUAUUGUCAUAAGA
Messenger RNA from Brassicogethes aeneus, 4247 nucleotides. The record is from the annotation of a GenBank genome assembly. Lineage: Eukaryota; Metazoa; Arthropoda; Insecta; Coleoptera; Nitidulidae.